Molecule: messenger RNA, 1086 nt
Organism: Solanum stenotomum
Lineage: Eukaryota; Viridiplantae; Streptophyta; Magnoliopsida; Solanales; Solanaceae
Product: B3 domain-containing transcription factor VRN1-like
Exons: 4
Coding region: 1-1086 (361 amino acids)
Molecular function (GO): DNA binding
Source: RefSeq, a predicted model, not a curated record
AUGGCUCUUAGUGAAGGAUUUUGCCUUGGGAAUUCUUCUUCUACUAAAAACAAUAAUGUUGUGCAACCAAAAUUCUACAAGAUAAUAUUGUUCCAAGACGAAAGCAUCCGUCUGAGGAUUCCGAAAGGCUUUGUCAAAAGAUGUUGCAACAACAUUUUAAACCCUGUGUAUCUUGAGGUUCCCAGUGGACAAGUAUGGGAGGUUGAAGUGCAACAUUCUCAAGGUCAAAUUUGGCUUACCAAAGGAUGGCAGGAUUUCUGUGACUAUUAUUCGAUAAGCUGUGGUCACUUUUUGAUGUUCGGAUACAAUGCUCGUUCACAUUUUAAUGUCACUAUAUUUGAUUUGAGUGCAGCAGAAAUUGAAUAUCCAUAUAGUUUACGCACUUUCCAUUGCCAUGAAACACACCAUGCACCAGAAACUGACCUGUCCGAGUCGAAUUAUUCUGUUGAUAUCCUAGAAGAUAUUCCAAGAAACCACAAAUUGAAAGAAAAAGUUCCUGAUAUGAUUGAUCAUUCUGUUGAAAACCUAGGCGAUGGACAGUUCAGCAAAAGGAAAAGGCACGAAGAUGAUGUAGCUUCACCUUCUUUCACAAGAGAGGGCCAAAACUGCAGGAUUCACAAGCAAGAAUCCAAGAGUGUUUACGAUCAGAACAAGACGGUAAUGGAUAAAGAGAGCACUACAGCAUAUCAACAAGCAAAAACUUUUAAAUCUAAGAAUCCGUUCAUUAUAGUUUUUAUGCAACCAUCAUAUGUCGCUGCUCCAUUCAAUCUGUCCAUAGCGUCGAAGUUUGCUAGGAAGUAUUUCCUUGAGAACGAUGGCAAUCUAGUGCUUCGUGUUCCAGGAAGUGGAUCUUGGUCUGUCAAAUGCACUAUCGGAACAGCAAAUGCUAAAGUUGGUUCUGGUUGGAAGGCAUUCGUGUUAGAAAAUAAGUUAAAAGUUGGAGAUGUUUGUGUAUUUGAAGUGCUCAAGGGACAGCUCUUUGUAGAUGUCAUAAUAUUUCGUGCAGCUGGGAGCACACUUAUGCACGAUAUUGAUAUUGUUGAUGUUGAUAAUCACUUGGCUGCCGUGAAAAUGUUGAAGAUAUAA